GCUCACUAGAUUCCACUCGGCGAUUCAGCAGGUGUGCACGACGCCCAGAGUAACUCCAGUUCUCAGGCAGUGAAAAGCUCUAGUGUCACACCGAAUCCUUAGCAAGGUUAAUACUUGUGCAGAAGUCUACAAGAAGCGCGGUAUAAACGAUGGGUAACUUUCGCGAAAAGCUCGGCAUCAGCGAACUUAAAGACAAGAAAGGAGGCAUCUGGAAAGCCCUUUUGGCGGAAUUCUUAGGAAAUUUCCUCUUGAAUUUCUUCGGUUGUGCAUCCGCAGUCAGUCUUCCUAGCGAGCAACAAGACAUCGUCCUCGUAGCUUUAACGUUUGGACUGACAAUCUUCAUCAUAGUGCAGUCACUAGGUCAUGUCAGCGGAGCACAUAUUAACCCAGCAGUCACAGCAGGGAUGCUCGCUACCGGAAACAUAGCCAUCAUCAAAGGUAUUUUGUACAUAAUAGUCCAGUGCCUGGGAGCUUUGGCAGGAUCGGCCGUGUUAAAGGCGCUAACCCCGGCCUCUAAACACGAAGGUGGCUUGGGAAUUACCACGGUGACGGAAGGAUUUGGUCCGGCGCAGGCAUUCGGCAUCGAAUUUUUCUUAGGUUUCGUCCUGGUAUUAACUGUGUUUGGCGUCUGCGAUCAGAACAGGCCAGAAGCCAAACCUGCAGGACCUCUCGCGAUCGGUUUGGCAGUGGCUCUAGGACACUUGGCCACCAUCAAAUAUACCGGUUCCAGCAUGAACCCAGCACGUAGCUUUGGGUCAGCUGUCAUCGCCAAUGAAUGGGCAGAUCACUGGGUUUACUGGGUUGGACCAAUUUUGGGAGGUAUAGGUGCCGCACUCCUCUACCAAAAUGCCUUUCAAGCCCCCAGUUUAGGCCCCUUGAAGAUCAUCGAACGAUACACUACAGUUGCUACAAAUGAAAAAGAGGUAAAAUUAUAGCUUAGGAGGUUAGACGGUGCCAAAGACGGUGACCUGGCCUAAAGGCCGCAGAUCCCAUGAAUCUCACAAGCUAAGCACAAAUUACAUUUUAAGUUCAUUUUUGUAAAUGUUUUUAUUUAUUAUGCCAUUAUUGUAUCCACGAUUUUAAAAUAUGC
Molecule: messenger RNA, 1090 nt
Organism: Anoplophora glabripennis (Asian longhorned beetle)
Lineage: Eukaryota; Metazoa; Arthropoda; Insecta; Coleoptera; Cerambycidae
Gene: Prip
Product: aquaporin AQPAn.G
Exons: 7
Coding region: 150-935 (261 amino acids)
Biological process (GO): transmembrane transport
Cellular component (GO): plasma membrane
Molecular function (GO): water channel activity
Source: RefSeq, a predicted model, not a curated record